AUGAUAGCAAGGACCGCGGCCUGCGCAACCUCCAGCACAGUCAGUGACGUGGCCGAGGGAGAUGUGUUGCGAGGAGGCUCGGGCUCAAGCAUAGACGUCAGCGUAGACAGCGGCUAUGCGAGCCGAGUGAGUGUCGAUCGCAGCGAGAGAGACGCUCGUGUGAGAGAGUUGGAAGAAUGCGGACUCACUCUUGAGGAUGCGAGAGCUCGAGUCUUUGAGGAGGAGCUUUCUGUAGCUUGGCGAGAAGCUUACGAGGAAGCCCUCCUGGAAGCUCGAGCGAAGCUGCGGGACGAGUUAGCCACGCUAGAGCAUGAGCGGCGGCUGCAACGAGUCCGUGAGGAGGCGAGGGAGGCGGCGCGAGAGCAGGUACGGGUCGAGGCGAUAGAACAGAUGCGUAAAAUGGAGGAAGAGCGAAUAGGGCGAAAGCCAUGUUUGCGAGCCCCAGUCAAAACGACUGAUUCAGUUCGCCCAGCUACUCUAGACCAGCUGAGAGGCAGACCGUCUGUGUUCACGAGUGAUAUUGGUGACGCGGACAAAGAGUUGCUAGAGCCAGAGCGCGAAACGGUGCGACGCCGCGUCUCUUGGGGCAACUCUGGAGGUCGGCCGAGUAUGCAACGGAGCUGUGUGAGCUCGGGUGAGGAGUCGGAGGAGGAGAGUGGACAAGGAGAGAAGAGUGCGGAAGAGGAGUCGGAGGAGGAGAGUGAGAGGAGAGAGAAAAGUGCGUCGAGAAAGAGACGGAGACAGAGAGGUUUGCUGAGCAGUGACAGCGAGCUCGAAGUUAACUCGAGCUGCGAGUUUAACUCAGCGAACCUGACGUCAUCCGAACGCCGGAAAAGAUCAGCCGACUCGCUCAGGGCUUUGGAGUUCCUGAAGCAUUGGGAGCUCCAGUUCUCGGGCGAGAGUGAUCACGAGGAGGCGGAGGAGUUCUUUGAUCGACUGUGUGAGUGCAGAGUAGCGUUAGCGGUGCCAGACCGCGAGCUGCUAGCGGUGUUGCCGUGCAUUUUCAAGUUGCAGGCAAGCCGCUGGUAUCGGGCGAAGAGAAAGAGCCUACGAACAUGGGAGAUGUUCUGCCGGGCCUUUCGUCGCCGAUACAUGGUUCCGUAUUGUCGGGAGGAUUUGGAGGAAGAUCUGCGCAAGCGAACGCAGCACAGAGAAGAGAAGAUUGCGGCGUAUAUCGCGAGUCUUCAGUAUCUGGCUUCGCGCUUUCGCCGACCUCCAUCCGAACGUGAUUUGCUUCGUAUCGCAUAUCAGAACCUCCUUCCGGAAUACCGGAGAGCUAUUGGCGAAAAAUGCGUCAACAGCUGGGAAGAGUUGGAGAGGUACGGCCGACGCUGGGAGCGGCUAAAAGAGUUAGAUAGCCGUUGCGCACCUCCGCUGCCAGCGGAGAAGAUGCGCGUUCCCGGUGCGGCGUACAAGGAGGAAGGAGAGACCCAGAGAGCCGCUGCAGUCGAGAGGACAGAGCAUGCAGGCCCUGGUGACGAGUUGCCUUCUAUCGAGGUUGAGGAGAGGACGAAUGAACAUAUCAAUGGAGAGAUCUUUUUGGAAUUAGAUCAAAAUGAUUUAACGUGA
Messenger RNA from Nasonia vitripennis (jewel wasp), 1569 nucleotides. RefSeq names its product cyclin-dependent kinase 11B-like. The record is from RefSeq and is a predicted model, not a curated record. Bases 1 to 1569 code for a protein of 522 amino acids. The transcript is spliced from 2 exons. NCBI's taxonomy places the organism in Eukaryota, Metazoa, Arthropoda, Insecta, Hymenoptera, Pteromalidae.